GACACUCCGUUGGCUGCAUUUGUAGCGGCUGAAGCUGCUGUACCAGGACACUCCAGACCUCAAAAAUAUUUACACCGUGGACAUUUUGAAGAAAAAUGCUCACUAAACAGUAAGCUGUCCAACAGAACAUCCGCUUUGUCACAUUUUAAAGCAGAAAUCUUUCAUCAGUAGAAGCUCCAGACCAGCAACAAUCCACAAUGUUAUCCAAGUUAAGGACUGCCAGGUCCCUGGCUCCAUGUGUGUCUGUUAUCAGAUUGGCUCACACUAAAGAAAAGGGGAAGCCACUCAUGCUUAAUCCUCACACUAACAAGGGCAUGGCCUUCACACUGCAGGAGCGACAGAUUUUGGGCAUACAUGGUCUCUUGCCUCCUAAGGUAGAAACUCAGGACAUUCAGGCCAUGCGCUUUCAGAAGAACCUCAAGAAGAUGACUGAUCCCUUACAGAAGUUCAUAUAUUUGAUGGGCAUUCAGGAGAGGAAUGAAAGACUUUUCUAUCGAGUGUUGAUGGAAGACAUAGAAGAACUGAUGCCGAUCGUCUACACUCCAACUGUAGGCCUGGCCUGCACACAGUAUGGACACAUAUUUAGGAGACCCAAAGGAUUAUUCAUCUCCAUUCUGGACAGAGGACAUAUUCGCUCCAUCCUGGACAACUGGCCAGAGACUAAUGUUGCAGCAGUGGUGGUAACUGACGGAGAACGGAUCUUAGGCUUAGGGGACCUGGGCUGUUAUGGGAUGGCGAUACCUGUUGGAAAACUUUGCCUGUACACCGCCUGUGCCGGCAUUAGGCCUGAGAAAUGCCUGCCCGUGAUGAUAGAUGUUGGUACAGACAAUGAGACCCUCCUGAAGGACCCAUUCUACAUGGGCCUGUAUCAGAAACGGGACCGCUCUCAGGCGUAUGAUGAUCUGAUUGAUGAGUUUAUGGAAGCUGUGGUCAAGAAGUAUGGACAGGACACCCUGAUUCAGUUUGAGGACUUUGGGAAUCACAAUGCUUUCCGCUUCCUUCGGAAGUACAGGGAGAAAUACUGCACAUUCAAUGAUGACAUUCAAGGCACUGCAUCUGUAGCACUUGCUGGUCUGUUAGCGGCUCAAAGAGCCACUGGUAAACCCAUCACCGAACAUCGUGUGCUUUUCCUGGGAGCUGGAGAGGCAGCUCUUGGAAUCGCCAAUCUGAUUGUGAUGGCCAUGAUGGAGUCUGGGACAACUCAAGCAGCCGCCAGAGAGAAGAUCUGGAUGUACGACGCCCACGGAUUACUUGUAAAGGGCAGAAAACAGGAAAUGGACACCAACCAGGACGCAUUUGUCCAUGACAGUCCGGGGGAUGUACAAAGCUUCUUAGAUGCAGUCAACACCAUCAAACCUACAGCUAUUAUUGGUGUGGCUGGAGCUGGACGUCUCUUUACUCAUGAUGUCAUCAAGGCCAUGGGAGCUCAAAACGAGCGACCGAUUAUCUUUGCUCUGAGUAACCCAACAAAUAAGGCAGAGUGCACAGCAGAGGACGCCUACACGCUAACUGAUGGUCGGUGUCUGUUUGCCAGCGGUAGUCCAUUUGGUCCUGUUACUCUUGGUGAUGGGCGGGUUUUCAAACCAGGACAAGGGAACAAUGCCUACGUAUUUCCAGGUGUGGCCCUGGCUGUGAUUCUGAGUGGAGUGAGACACAUCAGUGAUACCGUUUUCUUAGAGGCUGCUAAAUCUCUUGCUGAGCAGCUGACCGAUAAUGAACUCAAAGAGGGCAGACUCUAUCCUCCCCUCUCCAACAUCAGAGAGGUCUCUCUUCAGAUCGCUGUCAAGGUGAUGCAGUAUGUUUAUGCUAAAGGCAUGGCGUUCCGCUACCCUGAGCCGAUGGACAAGAAUGGUUUUGUACGCGCUACUGUGUGGAACACUAACUACGAGUCCUUCCUGCCUGAUACCUACGACUGGCCUGGUGUCAGCUUUAAGCCCAAAACCAGCUAAAUGUGUCAAAAUGGACCUCUGUUUCUUUUUGUUUUUCCACCCUUAUUUUGAUCACUGUGAUCUCGGUGUAAUUGUGCACCAAAGCACAUUGAAAAGAUCUCUGAAAAUGAAGGGUGGAAUGCAACACUUGAAAGAGAGGACCAGCGUGGUGACAAUAGCCAUUUUCUCCAUGUUACUUUGCUUUUACGUUAGGAAUAAGUAACAGAUCUUGAUUGCCCCAUAGUGGUGCAGAAGGGCGAUGUGGAAAACUGGUUUUAGUGGUGAGAUGAGGUGAUUUGGCACAUUAAAACUAAAAAGAAUACUACUCUAUAAUGCAUUUGCAGUGUUUUAUAUAAGUACUUGUGUUGCAAGUUGGCAUUAUGAACACAUGCUGUAACUGUUCUUUUCUCAGUGGAUUUUACCUGAUCUUUGUGUCAUUUCAUGGGAUUUUUUUUUAUUACACCCUUGAUAUCAGAACAUAUUACACACAAACCACAUUUUUACUCCUCCAGCCUACCUAGAAGCUGCUCAACCUGACUAAGGCUUACUUGGAUAGCGAAGAAAUUUCUACAUUGCCCUUUCUCACAUCCCAGGGUUCCACUAAUCUAACUGGUGUGGAACACAACACAGGGCAAAGUUUAAAAACUCGGUUUUUGUCUGCAAAGUAGAGGAAAAUCAUUUUGUGACUGAUAGAAUAAAUAAAGCAAGGAUCUUAAUAUGUACCUCAUACUGAAAAAGGUUAGAUUUGAUAAAGGGAAGUGGAAUAAAAUAAAUAUUUAAAGAGUUUAAAGAUAACUGCAGCUGUAAUACUUGAAUGUAAACUCCAACAUAUUUGUCAAAUGCUCUUUUUACCUUAUAUUUAUAUAUUUGAGAUUAUUUUGAGUCAACACUCCUUUAGUCAAUUGAGAAACUAAACCCUUGUCUGUAGUAGUAGAAUAUAUUUACCUUUAUGAAAAUUAUAUUUAGCAGAAAACAACUGGAUAAAUGUUUAUUUGGUAUUUGUUCACUUGUGUUCUUCCCUAAUGUUCACUUUUUGAAAUGUGCAGCACAAAAACAAAACUACAAACAAGGUUUUCUUUGUAACACUUUGAAAUGCACAAAUAAAUCUCACAAAUCUGCUUUGCAGUUGGUUGGUUAGAAAAUUGUAUGUCCUGAAUGCAAACAGCUGUGCUGUCGAAGGCCAAACACGCUGUGACUUUCUGAAUAUGGUUUCACGCCAACUUUCCUUAAGUUUUAGGCACUAUAUAAGUUGUAAACUCACACACUUAUAUAGGUAAUUGCCAGUUGAAAGCUGGAGACCUAGUAUUUCAUGUGUAUACAUGUCAGUGGCACCAGCAGCGUUGUGCGUUAGUCUUUAGAUAUCAGCUAUAUGUUAAAAUUUGGUGUUGAUGUCCCUUUAUGUAGACCCUCAACAUGCUGCCGAUUGCUGAGAAAUGACUCCGCUUUAUGAAGAAAACUUCUUUUAAGUUAGUGUAAAUCCAGUAUUCACCGUGAACCAUUUUUCUGUGAUAAAGGCAAACAUUUGUACUCGCAUUCUCGUGUUUCUGUCUUUAUUGUUGACUGUACUGGUCUUGUCUCAGUCUAUUGUUUUGGGGACACUUUUCAGGGCAGAGUAUAUUUGUGCUAUGAUAUUAAAUGAUGUAUUAAAACUAUUAAACCUGA
This is a messenger RNA of Nothobranchius furzeri (turquoise killifish), 3590 nucleotides long. It is a transcript of the gene me2, whose product is annotated as malic enzyme 2, NAD(+)-dependent, mitochondrial. Gene Ontology annotation, molecular function: malate dehydrogenase (decarboxylating) (NADP+) activity; NAD binding. The record is from RefSeq and is a predicted model, not a curated record. Gene Ontology annotation, biological process: malate metabolic process; pyruvate metabolic process. NCBI's taxonomy places the organism in Eukaryota, Metazoa, Chordata, Actinopteri, Cyprinodontiformes, Nothobranchiidae. Gene Ontology annotation, cellular component: mitochondrion.